ACAGGCGCUCCACUCCUCUGCUGCCUCCCCUCUCUCUCCUCUCCUCCCAUCCUUAGAGGACAGAGCGAUGCGGAGACAAUAGGACGCAGAAGAGCCGGAGGAGACUGCAGGAUGCUCGGCGCCACAUCCACCGUCACACCGCUUCACGGAGGCUUCUCACAGGACACCGAGAUGAGACGUUUCUCCCGGCUCACCUGGCUUUAGUAUGCGCUCAGGUCAACCCGUGUGUUUACAGGCAGCCUGGGCUGACAGGGCGGACUCCACAGCCCCCAUAUGGGAACCAACUGAAGGUGACACCGGGUGUUAGCUGCUGCUGCUCUUGUCCUAGCUGAGCGUCCGUUCCACAGUUUUUUUUCUCCCCCGGUCCGUCCCUUGCAACAGUCCCCGGAAUGAGUUCCUCUCCGCUGGUGUCUCGAGCCAACAUGGACAUCCUGGACGAGCUGCAGCUGAUUGCAGCCCAGAACCUGGAGAGGCUGGAGGUCAACAAGUACUAUGAGGUGAUCAGGGAGUUGGGCAAGGGCACCUACGGCAAGGUGGACCUGGUCAUCCACAAGAUAAGAGGUACAAAAAUGGCACUGAAGUUCCUGAAGAAGAAGACAACCAAGCUGAAGUCUUUUCUGCGGGAGUACAGUAUCUCGCUCUACCUGUCGCCCUGCCCUUUUAUCAUCAACAUGUUUGGCAUCGCCUUCGAGACAGACGAUUACUAUGUGUUCGCGCAGGAGUACGCUCUGGCAGGGGACCUCUUUGACAUCAUUCCUCCACAGGUUGGUCUUCCUGAGGCAGUGGCAAAGCGCUGUGUGCACCAAGUAGCCAUCGCACUCGACUACCUGCACUGUAAGAAGCUGGUCCACAGGGACAUCAAGCCUGAAAAUAUCCUCAUCUUUGACCGAGAGUGCCGCAAGGUCAAGCUUUCUGACUUCGGCAUGACACGCAGAGCUGGCUCACCUGUGAAAAGAGUGAGUGGCACCAUCCCCUACACGGCCCCAGAGCUUUGUGAUGUGUCCCGCCAUGAGGGCUUCUGUGUGGACUACAGCACUGAUGUCUGGGCCUUCGGUGUGCUGCUCUUCUGCAUGCUGACUGGCAACUUCCCCUGGGAGAAGGCACUGCCCUCUGACUCCUUCUACCAGGAGUUCAUUCGCUGGCAGAGGAGGAGGACGAACACCGUGCCAUCCCAGUGGAGGCGUUUCACUGAGCAGGCCCUCCGCAUGUUCCGCCGGCUGCUCUCCGUUGAACAAGACCGUCGCUGCUCCGUCAAAGAGGUCUUCGGGUACUUCAGCCACUCCUGGAUGCUGGACGCGGAGAACAACAACAACAAUGGCAACAGCAACAGCAACAGUGGAGGCGGUGGAGAAAGGGUUAACGCGGGAGGAGGAGGAGGUGGAGGAGGAGGGGCAGGAGGAGGUGGAGGAGGAGGAGGGGGAGGGGUGCGCGGAGAGGUGGAUGGCACUAUCUCGUCGUCUUCAUCCGGCGAGGAAGAUGAGGAGCUCCUUGUGGAGAGGAUGAAGCAGCAGACUUUAUCUCCUCUAUCCCCGCUGUCACCCCUCUCUCCUAUGUCUCCGGUGGUGGUGGAGAGGGGUAGCGGUGGCGGGGCUAAGGGCGGGAUGAUGGAACCAGGCAAUGGCCACCAUUUUGUGUCCGUCUCCACCAACAGCUCCGUGUCGUCCACCAACAGUUAUGAUCGAAUGCCGCGAGAAAACAAUUCGCCGGGUGGUCGCAUGCUUGUGGCUACGCCCAUUGAAAUCUGCGUCUGAGUGCGUCAGAACGUUAAUGUUAUCGCAGACUGGUACACACUUUUAUACCUCUCAUCCAACCACAUAGAUGUGCAUGCAUGGAAAAAAGAAACAGACAAUGAAUACUAACGUUUUAAACAUCUUGAGAAAGGAAGGGCACACAUGGAAGACUUAGAAAGUAUUUGUAGAAUGCAUACAUUCCUCAAGAGGUAGGACCUUUGGUCAGUGGUGUCGAGAGACUCCAAAAAGAAGCCCCAUUUACACUUUUAUUUCAUUGAUGUGCGCAAAUGCAGUUUUGUGAAACCCAGAGGAAAAAUGAAAAAUUGCUUCCAUUAGAGAUUCUGUCACUUCAACCAUCCGAAAAGAAGACCAAAAUGUAUUUCUAAAAGCAAUACUUCCAGCAAAAAAAGUAAAUAAGACACAAAAGUAGAAGAGUGGUGUGUGAUCUCUUCAGGACGUUGUUUUUAAUGAAGCCAAGGGACAAAGGAUUUGUAUUUUUGAAGAAGACUAAAACAGAGUUCAAGGAAAUACCUUCUAAGAUAAAGACGAGUGAGCGGUGGUUUUAAAUGUUUCAUGUGUAACAAUGUGAAAGUGCGAGUGUGUUUGUUGUGUGUAUCACUGUGUAUGUAUGAAUCUGAAAGAAGUGGAUUUUGCUUUGAGGAUUUGAUUAUUUAUUUGAAUCUAAAAAGACUACACACUCUAUUUUUUCUAUUGGUUCUUUUGUAAAGCAGCUUUCUUUGUGUUCCGUUCGACUUCACAUUUGAUGUUCUGGCAUAGCUGUGCCAAAUCCACUUCUCUGUGCAACAUCUUUGGUUGGCUGUACAUAUUGGUAUGAAUAGUUAUAUAUUACGUAUGAGUUUUAACCAAUGCUUUUCAGGCGGAAUAUUUUCCCGUCCACGACGUCAAGACUAGACCGAAAGAAGGCUUAUGAUGUCUCUGUUCUUCAUGUCAAACAUAUCUACUUCACUGACUUCACUGUCAAGACUAUUUUCUACUCACUCUCGAAAUUCUGUUUGUAUAGCUUAUGUUUUUUCUUUGAAACUUUUUCCAAACAAUUCCGUUUGUAUUGCUUACGUUUUCUUCUAAAAUUUUAGCAAGAUGUAUUGUCUGAAAAAAAAGAUCACUUAGCAUUUUCAAUUCGAGGGAAAGAAAUCACAGAAGAUGUUGAGGAGUCACCUUUUAUAAAUUGCAUGAAGAGUAGCUAAAACUUACCUUUACGAAAAAAUCUGAACCAGCUUUACAAAAAAAUUUGGGGAGAAAAAAAAAAGGAUAAAAAGAGACGUAAAUUGUUGUGAUGUGGAAUUUUUGCCGUAGCACAAUUUCUUGCAUUAUGUCCGAGAGUGAAUAUUGCCGUCAUGAUCUCCUGAGACAUCCUAGGGCUAAAAAAUCAGAACAAUAAUUAGUUUCUAUUCAGUGUGUUGUAUUUGUAUUAUAUUGCUAAUAGUGUCGUGUACAUCUUACCACUUUCAGAAAAAAAGCAAAGCAUGAGGACAUAGAGCGAGAGGCUUGAAUUUAAAUCACAGGUAGGGAAUUAAAUUCUGUAAUUUUAGAAGAGACUUUUGCUUCUAAAUUGCCACUUUUAGUGAAGUAGUGUGGCAUAGAUGUUUUUUACCACGUUAAAAUUAACAGCAAAAAAAAAAUCUGUCUUUCCUUUGACUCAUCGUGAAUAUUACCUAAAUGAUUUGAAGAAAAAAAAAGCAUUGGAUCAUGCACAGGAAUGGGCGUUUUGUGUGUUGCUUUCCAGACAUAAAUCUGCAUGAACGUGUAUGUGCUAAAGCUCUGUUGUGAAAACCUGCUCUGUGUUUCUCCUGUCACAAGCUGUAGUAUUCUCUAGAUGUAGUAUAGCUGCAAACAACAUGUUUCUUUAUCUUGUGAGAGUCACUAGCCUCAGCCUGAAUAUGCCCGACUGACAUAAACCGUUCAGAUCAUUUUCAUCAAAGCUGCUCCCGGAUCAGCGAGCGAGUAUGCAAAUUACUACAUCUUGUGACAAUCUCUGACCUCAUCGGCAGCCUUCUGACUCAGAACAAAGGACGGUCCUGAUACAGACACUGUAGCCGUGCUGUUUUCUAUAGCUGCUUGCUCUCCAUCAGCCAGCUGCGAGCAGCACUGGCUCUGCGGCGUUUACCGUGUGAGCUCCAGCACAUCGGAUUCUGCUGCUGAGGCCUUUCACAUGGCCGUAUGAAGAAGACGUUACAUGGGCCUGUACAUUACCUCAUCAUGUCAUUCCCUCACUGCAGUAUUCCCCAUAAAAACACCCUUCUUCUUCUCCUGAACACUUGAUGUAUCCACUGCAUAUCAAAUGUCUGUACUAAUGAACCAUUUAGUCUGAUUAAACAUCAAGUGACAAAUCUGGCAGCGGUGAAGCAAAGGGGUGGCCAGUUUUUUUGAGAACAAAAGAAAUAAUCAAAUGAGAGUUCACAUGUAAUUUCUUUAAAUUAACACAAAUGGCCUAACCAUAAAAUAUGCUGCAGAAAUGACCUUUUGUUUAUUUGCUGUGACUCUUCAAUGCCUUAGAUAGCUUUACCUUUAUCUAUGAACUUUUCAAUUUCCAUCAUUUGGUCUCAGCUGAUCAGUUUCCAGAGCUCGCUUCCUCCCUUUUGUAACGGACAACGAUUGUGUAGUUAACUGACAGGGCAUGCAAUAGAUGAGUGUGUUUUAUGACAGUGUAGCUGGGAGUGCAAGAUACUGCCUUAUACACUUUAACACAGAGAACGGACAUUUAAUUCUUUACCAUGGUCAAAUGGAAGUUAAAAAUUUGAAUUUUUGAACAGUAACAGCAGAGGCCAGAAUAGAGAAUAAAGCCUGGCUACCCCAUUGGUCACCACAUCACUACUCUGGUCAAUAUUUUCUUUUCUUUACGGAACCUUUCCUGCAAAUAGCUAAACAUAUUCCUAUGCUGUGCAGAGUUAUAUUAAAGGCGCUCUGUGGAGUUUUCAUGUGAACAAACAUGAUGUAAUGGUGGCACACUGUUACGUUUCUUGGUGUGUCGCUGCCACCAGUUGUCAGGGAAUUAUAGCAGAAAACUGGCGUAAGGAUGUGCAUGCAGGUCUUUGUAUGCACAAAUGGACACCCGCCUGUAAAAAUAUUGCUCAUAGCGCUACUAGUGGUCAAUCUUCCACAGGGUACCUUUAACUUUGUCUUUUGGAUUUAAAAUGGAGAUUUACUUUUGCUUCUUCUUUGAGAACUUCUUUGGAGGUUCGUCGUUAUAUAUUAACAGACUAUUUGGGGUCAGUCUUAAACAAAAUUCUGGUCAUAAGCAAACAUCCACUAACUUCCACUGAAUUACAUAUAACAGCUCAUUCAAUAUCAUCUCUAAUGGUGUACUGUAGCUUGGUAGUCAUUUAGCAGUGACUGUUGACUGUUAAGUGAGUGAAUGAAUACAAAUCUAAAACAGUGACUAUUUGACCUGUGGCACUGUGCCAAGCCAAAAAAGAAAAAAAAGAAUAAAACUCAAAAAAGACAAAGUCAAUAUGAAAAGUGUUUGGCUUCACCACUAAAAUCUAUGUGAGACUCAUUCUUAGACCCAAUGGUCAAUAUGUUAUAACAGUGUUAGGGAUUGAUACUAAAGAAUCUUAGUGUAUGUUUGCAUUAAGAAUGUCAGAGUGGAUGUUUUGGUAUAGUGCCAUGUUAGGAUGAAAGUUACUCCUGUUACGAUCAGGUCCAGUACCCGCUGCAGCCGAGGACACCUGACCUGAGAGCAGGGAUGAGUCACACCAAACCAGACACGAAGGGAUACGUCACCUUUUCUUCCUCGCAACGUCUGAAUCAGUCGCUGCUGCCCCCUCACCUCAUCCACUACGUAACGUGUGUUGUAAUGGAGUUCCAGUGUCUCUACUGUCCAGUGACAUAUUUCAAAGCAACAUCAUUUUGGUGGAGUUUUAGUGAGUAGAUGACCACAGCACUAGAACUCGUAUCCGGUUCUGUCUUUGCAAUACAACUGUCUUCCUGUAAGCUGAGAUUUAGUCAAUAAAAAAUGAGAAUUCU
Molecule: messenger RNA, 5714 nt
Organism: Larimichthys crocea (large yellow croaker)
Lineage: Eukaryota; Metazoa; Chordata; Actinopteri; Sciaenidae
Gene: bsk146
Product: brain specific kinase 146
Exons: 5
Coding region: 390-1751 (453 amino acids)
Biological process (GO): protein phosphorylation
Molecular function (GO): ATP binding; protein serine/threonine kinase activity
Source: RefSeq, a predicted model, not a curated record